Staurois parvus is the source of this 1086-nucleotide messenger RNA. NCBI's taxonomy places the organism in Eukaryota, Metazoa, Chordata, Amphibia, Anura, Ranidae. The record is from the annotation of a GenBank genome assembly.
AUGGCAGGGAUGGCGGUUAAGGAAAGCGGCACCUCGCGGUGCGACAUCACGCCACUGCAGCAAAUCCUGGCAUCAGGGACCGGAGCUCUCCUCACCUCACUAUUCGUGACCCCCCUGGAUGUUGUGAAGAUCAGGCUGCAGUCCCAGAAGAAGCCGUUCUCCAAAGUAAUGUCUGUAAAGUCUCUUCCCUGGGCACCCCCUUUGCGCCACCCUAAAUGGCGCUGUUUCCUGUAUUGUAAUGGACUCAUGGACCAUCUGUUUGUGUGCCAGCAUGCCACAGCUUGCAGCACUUGGUACCGCGCACCCACCUACUUUCAUGGAACUUUGGAUGCCUUUGUGAAGAUCACACGCCAUGAGGGGUUAACAUCGCUUUGGAGUGGCCUUCCCCCCACACUGGUGAUGGCUGUACCUGCAACCAUUAUCUAUUUCACUUGCUACGAUCAGCUGAGGGACUUUCUGUAUUAUGGUCUGGGGUACAGUGGCAGUCACAUUCCUCUCAUCGCUGGAGCUCUCUCUCGUUUGGGUGCGGUGACAGUCAUCAGUCCACUGGAGCUGAUCCGUACUAAAAUGCAGUCCCGCCAGCUGUCGUACAUCGAGUUGGGAGCCUGUCUGCGAUCUGCUGUAUCUCAGGGUGGUUGGCUGUCGCUGUGGAAGGGAUGGGGCCCAACAGUGCUGCGGGAUGUGCCAUUCUCAGCCCUGUACUGGUUUAAUUAUGAGCUGGUAAAGAAGAAGCUUAGUAAGUCGCGGCGAGCCUCAGAGAUGCCAUUUCUCAUCAGCUUUACAUCAGGAGCAGUUUCCGGAGCUGUGGCGGCCGUUUUCACUCUGCCGUUUGAUGUCGUGAAGACGCACAGACAGAUCGAACUGGGGAACAUGGAGAUAGGUAAAGGUCAUCUAAACAUAGGGGGAUCGUCCACAUGGGGAGCCAUGCGCCGAAUUCGUGCCGAGUCUGGAACCCGCGGUCUCUUUGCAGGGUUCAUGCCUCGAGUCAUCAAGGUUGCCCCAGCCUGCGCCAUCAUGAUUAGCUCUUAUGAGUUUGGGAAGAAGUUCUUUCAACAGCGGAACCAGGAGAGGUUAAAGGCCCUGUAA